This is a messenger RNA of Nerophis lumbriciformis (worm pipefish), 525 nucleotides long. NCBI's taxonomy places the organism in Eukaryota, Metazoa, Chordata, Actinopteri, Syngnathiformes, Syngnathidae. The record is from RefSeq and is a predicted model, not a curated record.
AUGGCGGCGCCCGUCCUGAGAGUGUCCACCCCGCGCUGGGAGAGGAUAGCCCGGCUCCUAGUAUGCCUGCUGGGUAUCUUAUUGUCUCUUUAUGCGUUCCACGUCGAGAGGGAAAAGGCCCGGGAUCCGACAUAUAAGGCGUUUUGCGACGUCAGCAGCUCCAUCAGCUGCUCCAAAGUGUUCAGCUCAAGGUGGGGGAAAGGAUUUGGACUCCUUGGCUCCAUUUUUGGAAAUGACAGUGCACUGAAUCAACUAAACAGUGUCUAUGGAAUAGGUUUUUACGCUUUCCAACUCCUACUAGGAAUGACUGUAAGUGCAAUGGCUGCCCUCAUUCUCAUGAUGACAUCCAUUUUGUCGGUGAUGGGCUCACUCUAUUUGGGCUACAUCCUCUACUUUGUCCUGGAGGACUUGUGCAUCAUCUGCAUCACCACGUACGCGCUGAACUUCAUUCUCUUUAUCCUCAACUAUAAGCGACUGGUAUACUUGAAUGAGGCCUGGAAGCACUUCCAGGCCAAGCAGGACUGA